AUGUACUCCCAACAGGGAAUUGAACGCCAGCGCACAGUCCGCUUCUCCGUCCACACCCCCGAAACCCAAACCCCCGAAAAGCAAGCUUCUGCAGUUUUUCGCUCGGCUGUACGUACACCUCAGGGUGUACAGACAGCUCCGGGUGUACAGACAGCUCCGGGUGUACAUGCAGCUCCAGCUGUACACGCAGCUCCAGCUGUACAUACGGCUCCGGGUGUACAGGGAGCUCCGGGUGUACAGGGAGCUCCGGGUGUACAGGGAGCUCCCGGUAUACACGCAGCUCCUGCUGCUUCUGCUGUGCUGCGCUCCCAAGCGCCUGCUGCGCUGCACAGGUCCUCCGAUGACCUUCCGCAGCAAGAAGGCCUUGCUGCUGCAGCAGCAGCAGCAGCAGCAAGACAGGGCAGGGCGCAGCUGCCCACACUCAGCGGGCCCUUGAGAAGGCCCGCGAGCGCUUCUGUGGGCUCUUCCUCGGGCAUGGCAGCAGCAGCUCCUGCUGCAGCAGCAGCAGCAGCAGGAAGCCCACAGAGGGGCUUUUCGAACGGCAGCAGCCACAGCGCCCGCCAGCAGCAGCAGCAGCAGCAGCAGCAGCAGGGCCGCGGGCGGCGGGUGCUGGAGAUCGAAGGCACUCCUUCUUCCUUUUGCCGCUUGACAGAAAACCCUUUUCGAAGCAGCAGCAAACAAAUGAAGAAAAUUGCAAAUGUUAUUUUUAUUCCUCCGAAGUUAAAAAGAAGUGACAGUUGUCCUUUAUUUGCUGCUCGCUCGCGGCAGCAGCACAAGUCCAACAUGUCUCUUUAUGCUGCUGUUGCUGCCGACGCAGCAGCAGCAGCACCGCCUGCAGCAGCAGCAGCAGCGCCGCCGCAGGCCCUGCAGCGCAGGUGGAGCCCCACGAAGCAGCAGCAGCAGCAGCAGCAGCAGCAGCUGCAGCAGCCGAGGGGCUUUUGCUGCUUCGCGCCCAGAGGCAGCUGCCUAGAAGGCGCCGUCAGCAGCAGCAGCAGCAACGCAGCAGCAGCAGCAGCAGCAGCAGGAGUGCCUCCUGACUAUUUUGAAUUGAAAGAUGAAGUCCUUUGGCUGAGAGAGCAAAAUGCAACUCUCCAAAAAGAGAAAAAAGAAUUGCUGGCACGCAAACCCUAA
This is a messenger RNA of Eimeria tenella, 1131 nucleotides long. RefSeq lists its product as uncharacterized. The coding region runs from base 1 to 1131 and encodes 376 amino acids. NCBI's taxonomy places the organism in Eukaryota, Apicomplexa, Conoidasida, Eucoccidiorida, Eimeriidae. The record is from RefSeq and is a predicted model, not a curated record. The transcript has a single exon.